This is a messenger RNA of Lactuca saligna, 408 nucleotides long. Lineage: Eukaryota; Viridiplantae; Streptophyta; Magnoliopsida; Asterales; Asteraceae. The record is from the annotation of a GenBank genome assembly.
AUGCUUCGCGAUGUUUCGAAAGAACAUCAUGAGCUUCUUACAAAACAGUUUGACAAAACAAAAGCGUUCUUACAAACUCAGAUAAUAGAUAUCAGAACGCUAUUGGAAUUAGAAGUUAACAAGUUUGCUGAGAGUUCUACAACUCUACAUAAGAAGUUGGUAGCUGAAGCAACUACCCAAUUGAUUGAAGACAUAACUUCUUUCAACAAAGAUUACACAUUUGUUCUUGAAGACAAGACGAAGGGGGAUGCUCAAGUUUUUGCUAAAUUUGAAGAGUUCUUAACCGAAAUCAAAACUAUGGUUUUGAAACAAUCGACAAUUUUUCCAAAAUCCAUUUCUCAAAUGGUUUCUAAUAUCGAGACAAAAAUUAAGGCUGAACUAGCUCCUAUCAGGUGCUUAGUUCUUUGA